Camellia sinensis is the source of this 1347-nucleotide messenger RNA. Lineage: Eukaryota; Viridiplantae; Streptophyta; Magnoliopsida; Ericales; Theaceae. The record is from RefSeq and is a predicted model, not a curated record.
AUGAUUGAAAAGUUUAGCCUCCAUGACAACGAGUGGUUGGGAGUAUUAUAUGCUGAGCGACAUAGGUGGAUUCCUGCCUAUGUGAAAGAUAUAUUUUGGGCUGGCAUGUCAACUACACAGCGAAGUGAGAGCAUGAAUGCGGUUUUUGAUGGCUAUGUCAACUCAAAGACUACUUUAAAGCAAUUUGUUGAACAGUACGACAAUGCAUUGAGAAGUAAGGUGGAGAAGGACACCAAAGCAGACUUCAAAUCGCGAGACAGAUUGUAUGAUUGUUUAAUGGUGUAUGAGUUUGAGAAGCAAUUUCGUGUAGCCUACACAAAUGCGAAAUUUAAAGAAGUUCAAGUAGAAUUGAAGCGACUACUGUAUUGUCAUGCGAAUCUUGUGAAGGAGGAGGGAUCCAUUUGUACCUAUCAUGUCAAGGAAGUUGUGCUUGUGGGUGAGAAAAUGAAGAAAGUUGAAUUUCUUGUUUACUUUAAUUCAACUGAAUUUGAAAUGCAAUGUGUGUGUCGGUGGUUUGAGUUUAGGGGGAUCAUGUGUGCCCAUUCCCUUAGUGUGCUCAUUGAGAGGAGCAUAUAUGAGAUUCCUAAUAAGUACAUUAUGUCGAGAUGGAGAAAAGAUUUGGAAAGAGGGUACACAUGUAUUCCAACAACAUACACGAAAUCCGGGGCUGGCCUCAAUGCAAAGGUACAUGAGAACUACCACAAGACAUUGGAUGAAAUUAUAGAAAUUGCUUCCAACAAUGAUGGUAAACACAAAGCCAUUCAACUUGGGUUGAGAGAAAUCAAGGAAAGAGUAAGAAAAGAUGAAUCUCGUUGUGCGAGUAAUGUGCCACCUUCUAGUAGUACUGUCCCACCUUGUAGCAGUAAUGUGCCACCUUGUAGUACUACUCGCAAGGUGCUUAGUCCUUUGGUUGCUCGCCGAAGAGGCCGUCCAUGUAUGAAACGGAAGGUGAGCAAGGUGGACGAAAUAGUAAAUCGGUUAAAGGGAAAGAAUAAAAAGGCAACAAAAGUGCAGGGUCGUAAGAUGGGUCAAUGUGAACCUCGUAAGUUGAAUUUCGGUUGUACGGAUGGAAUGGAAAAUAAUAUGUACAAUCGGGUGCCGGAAGCUCAAUCCUACUAUUUUCCUUGUAUGGACGGGACACAAGAGAGCGCAUUGCAAAUGGUAGACAAAGUUGGAAGCUCAUCUUUGAGUGAAUCAGGAAUGGCGAAUAUAGAUGGUUCAACUUUUGUCGACUUCAAUAUAGAUGUUAUAUUUGAUUCUGAACAGCAGAUUCUGUUCAAACAGGUUUUUACAGAUUUGAAUGUGAAUUUUUGGACAGAUUCUGGAAUGAAUGUUAACAGGUUUUAA